AUUAUAUAGAGUUCAGUGUAGGAUGAGCCAAAAGUGCGGUAAAGUUUCGCGGAAUUGGCGGGUAACAUUAUUUCCGCGGGUAAAAAUUGACGGCGGGGGCAAUUUACAAAAUUUAAAAGGAAAAUGAGCGAUCAUAGAGAGCGACGAAAAUUAUGUAGUUCAAAAAGAGUGCCUGUUUUUUCAGCAUUAUUCCUAUUAAUCGCCACGACUGCUGUUUUCUUUGUAUUCCCGUAAGUAUACAGUUUAUUGUCAUGCCUUAAACGUGUCGAAACUCCUCAAAAUCGUGUUGUUUUUGUUGAUUUUAGAUGUCGCUAUCUUGUGGCUGAAGUAUCGCCAUGGAUAGCUGUGUACGAAGCUAUUUUAACACUCGUUAUAAUUAGUAAUUUUUUCCAAGCUACUAUUCAAGACCCUGGCAAGAUACCAAGAGGUAAAUGGCCGACAUGUUUUGGCCAAAUCGAUUUGUUUAAACCACAAAAUAUAUACCGAAUUAUAUAUAUGUUAAACAUGGAAUUUAGUAUUGACUUGUAAUGAUGUCUUUUAAAUUUUUAAAAUUACUUAAUGGAGCUUUAAUGCAAUUUUUGUAAGGAUAUUCAUCUCUGCUUGAAUGUUGCUGAAGCAAUUUCAUGAAAAGGGCGAAGUUCUAAGUGAAAUGUCAAAGCAUUUUUAAGCGGAAUAUGAGCUAAUGAGCCAAGCCUAUAGUUUAUUUUUUCAAUAUAGAAACAUAUCAAUUGUGGUACAGACUUAUCAAAUUUAUUUAAUAAUAAAAUAAGCCAUAUUAAUUUGAAACUAGGCAAAUUUCCUUUGGCUCAAAAGUUUUUUUUGGAUGGGAAAAGAUUAUUUUGUUUGUACCUGAAGACUUUCAAUAUCCCUAGAGGAAGCAGGAAGUACUGACAAUUAUUCAUGACAAGUGACUGUAUAAAACACAGCUAAAAAAUUAAUGGCUCAAUUUAAUUCUCAAGACAGAUGAUCUGUCUGGGCAAACUAGGGCAAAGGCAGUUUAUCUGUAUAUAUAUAUAAAAGCUAUGUUUGCACAAUAUACUCCAAUACAGUGUAGAUUUCCAUAGGACUUCAUGACUUAGAUUCUUGCACUUCACUUGGUGGAAUUAAUAUUAGAAUGUUAGGUUUUGGAAUCCAAGUGAGAAUAUUCUCACGUACCUAUUUGAUACAGAAUAUACAACUGAGCAAAACAACAUCUCUCUGUUGCAAUAAUUCAUUUGCACAUAGUGUUCCUAAAAGGUACGGGUAGCUGUUUUUUAUGUCGCUACGGAAAGAUUUCUGGUACAGUCUAAAUGUAGCAUAAAUUUGGCAAACAAGUGGAUCAUUGACAAGUUCAUGAUGGCAAUUGUAAAACCAAGAUCAAUUUGUACUCGACACUGAGGACCCAUCCACAUGGUUCAUAAUUUGUUUGCAUCCAGAAGCAUUCAGUUGGGGUUAGUGAUUGGCCAAUUGAUAGUCGGAAUCGGGCCGAUUUUUGCCUCAUUAGUCUUAACAGUAGACAAUCUGGAUCGGUAGAAUUACUUGUAUUUUCUGAUUGAGUAAAACCAAUUGUUUAGAAAAUAUACACUUAAAAAAAUUACAUACUGUACAUUGUGCGUUGAUACAUGUUGAAUGUACAUAUAUACACUAGCGUGUUUUGUCUUUUGUGUAAAGCAAAUUAAAGAAAGGUACACUUUUAAGGUAGCGGUAAUAUGUUAUGUAAUUCAAAGCGAAUCAACCGUGUAAAAACUAAGUGUUCUUUGAGCAACCAUAUUCUAAUCAUAAUUUAAGAGUUGAAUUCUUUGAUAAGUGCAUAUUCUAAUCAAGCCUGAGAAUAAAUUUCCAAAGGUGCCUGACAAAGUGUCAGUCAGGCACCAACUGAUUGGUGCCCGACACUGGGCAUUUUGUGCCAGCUGACAAAAAAUAUUAAUGCAAUAAAGCAAAUAUAGUUUUUUGUGGGAUCCUUAAAAUAAAAGAAGUCAAUGAAAAGCUUAGUAACAACAAUUAAGCCAUAAGUCGAUUAUGUCAUACAGAAUCGAACAUCAUACAUUUCACAGCAUUUCACAAGCAUAUUCACUGUCUCAAUGUUCAUAUGUGAUGACAUUUGGUCAUACACAUAAUUUCUAAAUGGGGAAUGCAAAUAUUUUGAAAUAUUAUAAUGAAAUUUUUAAUACCAGUUGUAGACAAUUUUAGUUGUACCAAUUUUCCCAAUAGUUGUGUCUGACAAUUAUACCUUUUCGUAUUGGACCUCCCCCACAGAGGAAAUUGUAUGUUAACCCCCCUACCGCCUUCGGAUGUCCUAAUACACUUAGUACUAUUAUCAGAAACAAUUUUGUCUCCCCUCCCCCUGUGGACGGCAGAAAUUUUCUCUGUGGGGGAAGUGUGGACCUUUUCUGGAACGACCAAUUAAUCCAUGCUAACGAAACACAACAUUACAGAAUAAUUGUAACCAAUCAGCACAUUUUGAUAAAUUUACUUAUUUCCCACUUCAGUCGCUUUAGAAGCCAUUCCUGACGAUGACUUCAAAUCGCCAUUGUUCAAAAGUGUCGAGAUUAACGGGAUUUCAAUCAAAAUGAAAUGGUGCGACACUUGCAAGUUCUAUCGACCGCCGAGAUGCUCACAUUGUAGUCUCUGUAAUAGAUGUAUUGAGGUAUAUGUCACCUAGAUUUUUAAAUAAUGUUUAAUGAGAUACAUGCAUACUGUACUAGGCAAAAGGUAGGGAGUAUGGGGCCAUUCUGCCCCAGAAAAUUUUUAAAAUUUGAAGCCCUGAAAUACUAUCAGGGCUCAAAAUAACAGGAGAUAGGUCUCCGGUUAAAAAAAGCAGUCAACUUGAUUUUAGCUCAGUCAAAAUCUGUUUUUGACCGGUCAUUGAUACGCUUACACUAUAACAGUGAAACAAAGUCAGCCACCUAAGUAACAUGAGUCACGAUGGAAUAAAUAGAGAAUAAUACAUAGGUGUGCGGAAAUACCAGAUUUAUUUCGAGUGUUGAACAUGAUAUCUCAAGAGUGAAAUAUCAUGUUCAACACUAGCAAUAAAUCUGGUAUUUCCAAGCAUCCAUGUAUUUUUCUGUUUAUUAUAUAAAGGGGACAGUCUUUGAAAAGUGAUCAUUUUUACAGAGAAGCGACAACCGAAAAGCGAUAAUUUUCACAUGUGAAAUUAUUAUCAUGAUAAAUAAUCUCACAUGUGAGAUUAUCAGUUUUAUCAGUGCUUGAAAUCUCUAUAAAGCACAAUACUUUCUAUAAUAAUUCCUGAUAUAUAUUAUGGGCAUGCCAAUAUUUCCAUUUGUUUCCAGGUUUUUGACCACCACUGUCCAUGGGUGGACAACUGUGUUGGAAAGAGGAACUAUCGAUAUUUCUUCCUGUUCUUAUCAUCGCUCAGUGUACAACUUGUCUCUGUAUUUACUUUCUGUUUGAUUGCAACUUUGAAAUUGGAUGGUGAUUUUGAUGAUAGUAAUGUUAUUGCAUCGUAUCCUUAAAAAUAUUAAUUAGACCGUCAAUGAGUCUCCACUUGAUUAGCAAGUUCUAUAGUCUAAGGGGCAAGCUCUAAAUUCAAAUUGUGCACUUCAAAACGUAGUUGAAUGAUAUGACAGACCUUGCCAAUCACAGACAUUAAGCGUUCAUAAAUAGAAAUACAUGCCUUGCCCGGUGCGAGGGAUAUACAGUACAACUACCAAUUACAAACUCUUCACUGGAACGAACGCUUUCCGAUGAAGGGGCCUUCGCUCGAAACUUCGAAAUUUCGCUUCGAUUUUUCAAGUUUGACAACAAGCCGUCGACAAGUUGUGUUUGCACUGCUUGUCCCAAGUUGUCAACAAGUUUGGAACAAGAUUAAGCUUGAUGGCAUAAUCAGACUUGUUGCAAGGUUGUUCCAACAAGUCCGAUACAGUCAUGACAUAACGAUAUUGACUUACAACCUUGUAUGGUCAACCUUGUAACAUUCUUGUUAUAUCAUGACUGUAUCAGACGUGUUAGAACAACCUUGUAACAAGUCUGAUAAUGCCAUCAAGCUUGUUACAAGUUGUUAACGGCGUGUUCCAAACUUGUUACAACAACUGGGAACAAGCAGUGAGAACACAACUUGUUGACAGCUCGUGAACAGAUUUGUAACAACUUGUUUGCAGACCUGUAACAACUUGUGCGUUUUUACAUGUGAUUUUAUUGUGUAGUUGUACAGUAUAUCUCUCAAUUCCCAGCUAUUUUGUCUUCCCUUUAUCUGAUGCCAUAUAUAUUUAUGAUGCAUACUGUACAGCAGGUAGACACACUAUAAAUAAAUCAGGCAAUUCCCUUAACUUAUUCUCAGUGUCGUAAUAAUGGUGAUAUGUGGCCUAGUUGCUUUUCCUGUCUUUGGUUUAACAUUCUUUCAUAUUGGACUCAUUUCUUGGGGAAGAACGACAAACGAACAGGUACAGCCAUUUUCUAUGAGUUUUUACUUUGAAUUUCGAUGAGCCACCUCAUCUUUGAGUACUGUCUUGAAUCUUUAGGUUACGGGUAAAGUUCGUCGCGGUUUUAAUCCGUUCAAUAGUGGUUGCUGUGCAAAUUGGGAAAAAGUCUUUUGUUCUCCAAUACAACCGCAGUAAGUGAUGUAUUCUGUUCUAGUCGUUAGAUAUGCCUGUUUAAACAUGGAAUUUACCAAAUAGGCCUAUCAGUCUAUCAGCCUUAAACUUCUCUAGAGGUGUAAUAUAAGGGUCAUACUUUACUGGAACAGUGUUAAGACCAUGGGCGCUUUCCAUUUAAUGACCAGACCGGUUAGACUAGAUUUCUGUCUCGUUAUUAAUGGAAGAUCUGGCCCAUGUUUCACGAAAAUCUAGCGAAAAUGGGCCUCCUUCUAAUUUGAUCCAAAUUUUCCGGUCAGAAAGGUCCGAAGGCCAAAUGUUUUGUGUUCCACCCAACAAUUUGACCGUUCUGACCGAAUUAAUGGAAGCGCCCCAUGUUCACGAGCACUUUUUGCCGAAACUUGCAACGCCAUUUUGGAUACGGAGCCAUGUUACUAAAACGUCGUCACAGAAAAAUGUGAACAUGCCCGCAUUCUACUCUGCUGACAAUUUCUUUACAUACCACACUCGUAAGGGAUGAAACGUAGAAGAAAUGGGUUGAAACGUGUCGGCCGAAUAGACCGUGGUCAGAAAGUUUUAUAACGUGGCUUGAUGUCAGAAUUGCGUUGCAGGCUGCAGCAAACUUGCCUCGUGUGAUAUGGGUUUUCCUUGGGAAACUUGAACUAAAAUCUCGUUAUUUCUGUUGCAAAGCUAAUUGUUCAUUCCCUAUAUGCUGCAUUAAACCGUGAUUAAACAAGAAUAACUGAGUCAUACUGAAACUCAAGCAAUCUUCUCACAUGCGGCUGAGGCAAAAUUAUAAUCCAACAACUACCUGUUAUAUACAUUUGCAAAAACCCCAGUCACAGACCUUAAAGGCAAAUAUAUAUUAACCACUGAUUUUGUGUCAUUGACACCUAUUAAUUUCAACCGUAAUGUUCUGUUUUUUCUUUAUCAUCAGCCACAUGCAUUGUGAAAAACUGAAUGAACAGUCAGAUGUAAAUGGAGAGACAUCGCCUCAGGAUGUAAGAUUUGAAAUGGAGAUGAUGCCAAAUCAUGAAAUGUCAUUUACAAAUACACGGAAUUCAAAUGGAACUAGGGUAAUGUGAUUAGCUGAACUAAACUAAACCAUCUUCAUUUACAUUGGAUAGCUCUUUUGUAAACUGUUCUCCCUUGAGGUCCUCUAAGGUAAACUGUUCUCCCUAGAGAUCCAGUAAGGUAAACUGUUCUCCCUAGAGAUCCAGUAAGGUAAACUGUUCUCCCUAGAGAUCCAGUAAGGUAAAUUGUUCUCCCUAGAGAUCCAGUAAGGUAAACUGUUCUCCCUAGAGAUCCAGUAAGGUAAACUGUUCUCCCUAGAGAUCCAGUAAGGUAAACUGUUCUCCCUAGAGAUCCAGUAAGGUAAACUGUUCUCCCUAGAGAUCCAGUAAGGUAAACUGUUCUCCCUAGAGAUCCAGUAAGGUAAACUGUUCUCCCUAGAGAUCCAGUAAGGUAAACUAUUCUUCGUAGAGAUCCAGUAAGGUAAACUGUUCUCCCUAGAGAUCCAGUAAGGUAAAUUGUUCUCCCUAGAGAUCCAGUAAGGUAAACUGUUCUCCCUAGAGAUCCAGUAAGGUAAACUGUUCUCCCUAGAGAUCCAGUAAGGUAAACUGUUCUCCCUAGAGAUCCAGUAAGGUAAACUGUUCUCCCUAGAGAUCCAGUAAGGUAAACUGUUCUCCCUAGAGAUCCAGUAAGGUAAACUGUUCUCCCAGAGAUCCAGUAAGGUAAACUGUUCUCCCUAAUGUCUACUUUUCAACGUGUUUUAACAGCCGGAUGGCAUUUCACCUCCACCGCCCCAGAAAACGAACCUACAAACUCCAGAACCUCGAUCUGAGCCUACCCUCCUCCCUCAGACAAGUCCCCUUCGUUCUCCACGUUCCCCAAAUGCAAGAGGAGCUUCGCCGAUGUUCUACACCCCUGAGAAACAGCUGGGACAAGUGAGGGUAUAUCGGGAAGCAGAGGUAUAAGAAUAGAUCACAUAGUCUUCAACUUCGUACCAAUAGAAAACGGAAGGGGGGCUGUGCCCCUCGAUAGGACAUAUUGUUUGUGUAUCAUAAACAUAAUUAUCUGUUUCCUGUUAGCUAGUUUAUAAGAUAUAUUUAAAACAUUGAGGGUUCCGCAUGUGAAAUCUUCUCCAAAAAACAGUGGUGUAACUAUUCUUACCACUUGCGAUUAGGGCAAGUUAGACAAAGUAAGUUUUGUAUAUAUUUGCAUUACGCGCGGGAAAAAUAACUAUUUUUGAGCUGAAAGUGGUUAUUUCUACCUUGCGUAAUACAAAUAUAUACAAAAUUUGCGAACUUCACAGGGCUAUAUUUUCUUCAUUUUACAACAUUUAGCAACCACUAAAUUUUGCAGUUUUACUCAUUCUAAGAUGCUCUUUCGAGCUGUGGUGUUGGAUUUCGUUCUUCUUGCCUUGAUCAAAAUUUAGUUUAGAGCUGGAAUCACCCAUUGUUGAUUGGCUCGUAGGCACUGUUUUUCAAGAAGCCAUUUAUUACAAGUAUUUACAAUUGAAUGCACUACAUUUGUUCCUAAAUAUAUCCUAUCCUAUGUAUAUAUUUACAAAGUUGCCAUAUAUUGAAUCAAAUGCCGUCGUCAAGAAUACGUUUAAAUUUGUUAAGGCUAAUGCCUUUUUCUUUUGCUGUAAUAUACGAAUGAAUAGAUAGUAGCCAAUAAAAGAAUGUAUUUUUCUCACGUGAUACUGUACGUGAUAUUUGCAGCUACUGUAUUUUGAAAUUUAGAGCGAAGUAAAAUAUUAGUUUAAGUUUAGCACUUUAGUUUAUGUUUGCGACAAACACAUAGAGCUGAGUUAACUGCAUAGAAAUAUUAGACCUAAUAUUUCUAUUAGGUCUAAUAUUUCUAUGGUUAACUGGCACGUGUGACGACUCAGCCAAAUGCUCUCGUGUGAGCUUUUACCAAACAUAUUGUUCAAACCAUAGUUAAGAUAUGCUCUGGGUACAGUCUGUCAAGAUAUGAUGGUCUGCAAACUCGGCAAACUUCAAAGCUACAAAGUAGAAGAGCUUUGUUUGAUGUUGAACUGUACCUCAACGUGCACAAAUCCUUUGUCUCAACUUCAGUAAGGGACGUACCAUUAGAAAAGUGAUGGGGGG
Paramuricea clavata is the source of this 7645-nucleotide messenger RNA. NCBI's taxonomy places the organism in Eukaryota, Metazoa, Cnidaria, Anthozoa, Malacalcyonacea, Plexauridae. The record is from the annotation of a GenBank genome assembly.